CCAUGUAAGUGCUUUUUCAUGAGUUUGCAGCAGCCAUGCACUGGGAGAUCUAGAGGGAGGGUCUCUGAGUGAGAGCAGAGUUUGUAUGUCUCUGUUUUCAUUCAGUGGAUGCUCAGUGGCCCUUGAACAGCUUGGAUUUAACUGUUGACCAGCUAGCUAACAGGUGGCGUUUGGAGAAACAGUGAGAGCACUGUGUGGAGUGCUGCUACAUGCUGAGACACUUGGAGGACUGUUGCAGGAACCAGCAGCAUGUUGAGGAUCCAAUUGUGGUUGCUUGUCCUGGUUCUCUGUGCUGGGAGCUUAGAGGCCUGGUGGUGGGUCAAAUCAGAAACCCCCACAGAGACUCCAAUGGAGACAACUCCAGCAGGAACAACAAGUGCCACCAUGACAGCCAAUGCCACAAAGAGAAAGGAAGAGCAGGAGGAUGACGAUUUAUCCGGGGUUGGGGAUGAAAUCAUCAACGUUGCCACAGUAAUCCGUAAGUUUGUUGAGGCGUGGGACGCGACCCCGACCGUCAGGACUACUAACGGAGGCCUAACAGAGAAGGUGGAAAGCGCUAACCCUAACAUGGCGGAGGAGAGCGGCGUCUCUUUGCUCCAGUUAAUCGGAGACCCCCCACCGGAUGAGAUCUCCAGGGUUGUCGGGCCGAGAGGGAAGGCCGCCUACGUCUUCACCUCUGGGGCGGUGUCAGGCCAGCCGGCUCUGGCCCACGUCCCCAACCCUUUCUUUCGCAGUUUCUCCGUCAACUUCCACAUCAAGCCCUCCACUCUCUCCCCCUCCGUCCUCUUCUCCAUCUCCGAUGGUACCCAGAAGUUCAUGUACAUCGGUGUCAAGCUCAGCGCGGUGCACUCCGGUCGUCAGAGGGUGCAGUUCUUCUACACCGAGCCCGACUCUGAGGCUUCGUUUGAGGCAGCAAGCUUUGAAGUGCCCAGCCUGGUGGACUCCUGGACUCGCUUCUCGCUGUCUGUCUUUGAGGAGCAGGUGACUUUCUACCAAGGCUGCGAUUCCGAGCCACAGGUGGUGAAGUUUGAGCGUUCGCCGGAUCCCAUGGAGCUCGACCCGGGGGCGGGGAUCUUUGUGGGUCAGGCAGGAGGAGCCGACUCUGACAAGUUCCAGGGUGAGAUUGCAGAGCUGAGAGUGGUGGGAAACCCUCGGGCAGCUGAGCGUCUGUGUGAUGACGAGGACGACUCUGACACUGCCUCCGGGGACUUUGGCAGCGGUGAAGGUGACAGGAGACAGACAGGACACACUGUGAAGACCACACCUGCCUCCUUCCGUCCAGUACCCGAACCCCCUCUGAUAACCUCCAAAGGAACCAGGCUAGAAGAAACAGGUCCCGGCGGUGCUAAAGGUGACAAAGGUGACAAAGGAGAGAAAGGCUCACAGGGGGACCCCGGCAUUGCAGGGCCGAAGGGAGAGUCAGGUUUCAGCUCUGGAUCCAGUUUCUCCUCUCAGGGUGGAGGACAGAAGGGAGAAAAGGGUGCAAAGGGUAGUUCCGGCUUCGGAUACCCCGGCAAUAAAGGAGACCGUGGGGCUCAGGGGCCUCCCGGGCGCCCUGGUCCUCCCGGACCUGCAGCUGAAGUGGUUCGACUUGGAGACGGCUCUGUUGUGCAGCAGGUGUCUGGACCUCCCGGACCGCCAGGACCACCAGGGUCAGAUGGGGCUGUAGGACCCCCUGGAACAGAUGGGGAGCCUGGUGAUCCAGGAGAGGAUGGAAAAGCUGGUCCAUCUGGGCCACGAGGUUUCCCAGGAAAUCUGGGAACGCCUGGCGCCAAAGGCCAAAAGGGUGAGGUUGGAGAGGGUCAACCAGGACCCAGAGGCCCCCCGGGUCUACCAGGACCUCCUGGACCUGGCACCGGUGACCGCCCAACAUUUGUUGACAUGGAGGGCUCAGGAUUCCCUGACUUGGACAAUAUCCGGGGUGCCCGUGGUCCUCCAGGUCCCCCGGGCCCUCCUGGCCCCCCUGGGAAUACAGUGGUACUGGGAGACAAUGGUCCAGUAGCUUUCGGACCACCUGGACCACCUGGACAGGAUGGAGUCCCUGGUCUACCAGGCCCCCCUGGUACUCCUUGUGCACCAGGCAAACCGGGACCCAAAGGAGACAAGGGUGACAGCGGUGAGCUUGGUCUUCCAGGACCAGCUGGAGAAAAGGGAGCUCAGGGUGAUACAGGAAGGCCAGGUCCACCAGGACAGAUUGGGCUCGCAGGGCUUCCAGGUCCCAUGGGACCAGUUGGACCCCCAGGACCCCCUGGGCAACCUGGGCUAUCAUACCGUGGCAUUGGUAACCUAGAUGAAUAUGAUGUUAACAAUGGCCUUCCUGGUCUCAGAGGCCCACCUGGACCACAGGGUCCACCUGGUAUUGCAGGUCUACCCGGUAAGUCAGGUUUCCCAGGUAGCCAUGGAGACAAAGGAGCAGAGGGACCAAGAGGACCUCCAGGGAUACCAGGUCACGACGGGUUCCCGGGACUGCCGGGUGAUAAGGGAGAAAAAGGAUCGAAAGGAGAGAUGGGUCUGCCAGGGCGAGUUGGCGGACCACCUGGACCUCCAGGGCCUCCCGGACCUCCAGGACAGAUCAUGUACAAGACAGCAGCUGAAGGAGGCGCUUUUGUUCCUGGUCGACCAGGAUCCCAGGGGCCCGGGGGACCAAAAGGAGACAAAGGAGACACAGGUCCUCCAGGAUAUGCACCUAAGGGAGAGAAAGGAGAGCCGGGUAUCAUCAUGGGGCCUGAUGGGAGACCUCUGUACCUUGGUGGCCUGGCAGGACAGCCGGGCGAGAGAGGACCCUCUGGCCCUGUGGGACCUCCGGGUCCAUAUGGUCCUCCAGGUCCAAAGGGAGAAAUUGGGCUUCCAGGUAGACCAGGUCGGCCGGGGCUGAACGGUGCAAGAGGAGAGAAGGGAGAUUCAGGCAGUGGGUCUGGAUAUGGUUACGCCGGUCCUCCAGGUCCACCAGGGCCCCCAGGACCUCCUGGAUCUUCUGCUCCCGUCGACAUUCUCAGAGGACAUGAAGAUUACGCUACGUAUUAUCCAGCUGUUAAAGGAGAGAAAGGUGAUCGUGGACCACAAGGGACACUUGAAAUUCCAGGUCUCGGGUCAAACGUUGACAUUUACACUUUGAGGAAUGAGAUGAAAGGUGAAAAAGGCAGUCCGGGCUUCAAAGGAGAUAAAGGAGAGCCUGGUGGAAGACAUUAUGACCCCCGCUAUGGAGGGAGUCGACCCGGAGUACCAGGAGCACCUGGACCUCCUGGCCCAAAAGGUGACUCCAUCAUUGGCCCACCAGGCCCUCAGGGGCCACCUGGUCAACCAGGAAGAGGCUAUAACGGGCAACCUGGACCUCCCGGGCCGCCUGGACCUCCAGGGCCAUCCUUACCUGUAGCUUAUAGGGGCACACAGACUAUCAAUAUUCCUGGACCCCCGGGACCACCUGGAGUGCCUGGCUUACCUGGACACUCCUCAGGGGUGACAGUGUUGAGGUCUUAUGACAUCAUGACAGCCACUGCUAGAAGACAACCUGAGGGCUCUCUGGUGUACAUUGUAGAACAAACAGAUCUCUACUUACGGGUCAGAGAUGGAGUUCGCCAAGUUCAGCUUGGGGACUACAUUGCUUUACCCAGUGAGAAUGUUAAUGAGGUUGCAGCUGUGGAGCCCCCACCAGUCGUCCCCUACUCCCCAAACCACCACUCCAACACCGACACCUUCGCACACAACUCCCAAAGGCAACCUGAGGUCCACCCCGACUCUGGGCAUCGGCCAGAUCUGAAUCAUCCAACACACCCAGGCCCUCGAUACCCAUCAAACCCUGAUUCCCAAUAUCCAACCCACCCUAAUCCUGAUGCACGAUAUCAGCCGGAUCCGCAGUACCCAGCACCCAAAGAUCCCAGGUUUCCAAGUUACUCAGACCGGUUAAAUCAACCAGACGGUAGGUAUUCUGUCUAUACCACCCAGGAACGUCCUGCAUACCCGGACACUCGCAAUGCAGUCACUCCUCAGCGAAGACCACCUCCUCCUUUGCCCCAGAGUCCAGUCCACCAUCAUACUUCAGGUCCAGCGCUCCACCUGAUCGCCCUUAACAGCCCCCAGACCGGCUCCAUGCAGGGCAUUCGCGGCGCAGACUACCGCUGCUUCACUGAGGCUCAGGCCAUCGGAUUGAAGGGAACUUUCCGGGCCUUCCUGUCCGCCAAACUCCAAGAUCUCCACAGCAUAGUUCGCAAGGCUGACAGGGACCGUGUGCCAAUAGUCAACCUGAGGGACGAGGUUCUGUUUGACAGCUGGGACGCCAUCUUCAAUGAAGGCAGAAUGAAGGACAAUGUGUUAAUCUACUCCUUUGAUGGCAAAGACAUUCUCAGAGACAGCACAUGGCCUGAGAAGAUGGUUUGGCACGGGUCAACCAGCGCCGGGCAGCAACAUGUUGACAGCUUCUGCGAGACAUGGCGUGCGAGCGACCGGGCACUGACUGGCAUGGCGUCGUCACUGCAGAGCAGUAGUCUGAUCCAGCAGAGCUCCAGCAGCUGCUCCAGCUCCUACGUCGUGCUGUGCAUCGAGAACAGCUAUAUCAGCCAUGCCAAGAGAUAAACACACAACACUGUACAAAGGGAAAUACCACAGCAGUCAUGCUUUUGUCCACACAUACUUUUCUAUCUAUCCAGCUUAUGUGGUGCUUUGUAAAUAUGUUUUUUUUUCUCAUGAAUAAUUAGUUUAUGUUUGUUAGCCCCUCCUAUAUGGUGCUACACAGGAUUAUCAGACAUGUUGGAACCAAGUUAAGCUCAGGUGACAUACAGUAAAGCACCCUCAGGCAGCCAUAUUGGAAGUCCACAGCUUUUUAAGGCAACAGCUACCUUUAAACUGUUUCCAAUUAGGCAGCUUUGUAAAUGGUUAGUCUUGUCAGCUAGUUGUUGCUAUAAUGUUGCUAUAAAUAUUGAAAUUAGCAUGCUUGAUGCAAGCUAGUAAAGCCCUGUUAUUAUUUCCCCAUUUGAUGAGAUAUCUGUCUCUGAGAUGUCUGCCUUGAACCCAAUACAAUAGAAGUGAAUUGAUUUGAUUGAAAAGUAAAUUUAUAAAAUUUAACAGCAGCCUUUUUAAUAUAAUGGUAAUAGGUAUAUAAUAGGGACAAAUUGGAGCCACUACUAUAAAGACAUGUUAUUGUUAAAUUAUGUCAUUCUUCAAUCCUGUGACCGCAGUACAUAAUGUGGCGGGAGGGAAAAUUCAUGGUAUAUUCAUCUGGCAACAUUUAUCACACAGCAGCUUAGAAAAAAAUGACUUGUCCAUACAACCAGAUGAGAGAAACUAAAUGUAUCUCAGAGAGGGAUAUACCACUGUGAUCAUAUUUAGGACCCGAGCAUGAAGCGUGCGAGGUCCCUAUUGAAACUGUAGGGAUAAUUUUUUUUCUUUUUUCUGCAAAGUAAGCUGAAUUUUGGGGGCCUAAACAUACUUGAAAACUCACCAAACUUUGCACACAUGUCAAAAGUAGUGAAAAGUUCAUAUUUUAUGGGUUUCGCGCAUGGGCGAGGCAAAAUGACUCACUAGCGCCACCUACAAAAUUGGAAAGAAUUAGCCCCUCGGCCAUGUUCAACCUACAUGCACGAAAUUUUCUGGGGACAGGUAUCAUAUCAAGACACACAAAAAAGCUUCAAGAACCCAUGCCCUAAACGAAAUAGGAAGUCAGCCAUUUUGAAUUUUUGGAUGAUUUACACACGUACUUUAAUGAACGAAAAGUUGUGCUAUCUGUGAGUUUUGGUCAAUGGGCGUGUCCGUGUCGUGGCAUCAAAGAUCAACUCUUCGCCAUGACACAGGAAGUUGUUAUAACUUCAGUGUACAUGCUCACAUCUGCACCAAACUGUACAUGUAGGGUUAGAGUCCCGUCCUGAACACAUGCAUGCCGACAUUCACCCACAGUCAUAGCGCCACCUGCUGGCAACAGGAAGUGACCUUUAACGAAGCAGCCCCCGCCGCACGUUUCACCUACAUGUAUGAAAUUUCUGUGGCACAUGUAUACUGU
This is a messenger RNA of Micropterus salmoides (largemouth bass), 5989 nucleotides long. RefSeq names its product collagen alpha-1(XVIII) chain-like. The coding region runs from base 250 to 4569 and encodes 1439 amino acids. The record is from RefSeq and is a predicted model, not a curated record. NCBI's taxonomy places the organism in Eukaryota, Metazoa, Chordata, Actinopteri, Centrarchiformes, Centrarchidae. The transcript has 40 exons.